Molecule: messenger RNA, 2038 nt
Organism: Biomphalaria glabrata
Lineage: Eukaryota; Metazoa; Mollusca; Gastropoda; Planorbidae
Exons: 4
Coding region: 151-528 (125 amino acids)
Source: RefSeq, a predicted model, not a curated record
ACGGAAAUCUUUUGCCUUUUUGUUUUGGUUAUUAUUGAAGCUUAGCUCAUUCCAGAAGGUUUAGUUUACUGUUUUCAAUAUUUUCUGUUUUAUUAAAAUACUUCAAAUUACUUGAUUAGGGCUUUUCAAACUCACAACAAUUACCACGAGAUGGACAUAAGAUAUUUUAAUAAACUAUUGGAAGAAGAAUUCAAUGGAAAUGAGGCCUGUGCUACAGAAGACAUUGUGGUGACUGUGGCUUUACCAGAUGGAAAUAAUGUCAAUCACAGAAUCUUGAAAUAUCAAACAGCUGCAGAGUUGUUAAUCUCACUGAAUGAAAAAUACAUCCUCAACGGAAAUCCCAAAGAUGAUUGGGUUGUAGUUCUUUAUACCGAGAAAAAUCAGGAGAUCAUCCUCAGAGACGAUGAAAUCAUCUAUGGUGAUGACUAUCGCUUCUUCAAGUCCAUUGAAAUAAAAUUGAAGUGUGAUCUGUUUGAGACAGAACACGCGAUAAAAAGCUGCAUUCAGAUGAAGAUACAUGUUUUUUGAGAAUUCUCUGUGAAUCGACGUCAAAUUUUUAAAAGUUUUUUUCUCAGUACUACUCAACAGCGUUGACUUCAAUUAUAAUUAGAUUAUAUAAGUAUGCUCUUAAGCAGUGUUUCCCAAACUGUGUUCCGCGGGAAAGUACAGGUCCGCGAGGCCUGAACUACUGGAACAACUAAACUAGUAGAUCACCACGUAAAGUAAUCUAUCUUAAAAAAAAAAAAAAAGCGUUUCGCUAAAUACUUAGUAUGUGCGAAGUGUUCCUUUAAGGAAAAAGUUUGGGAAACACUGGUCUUAAGCAUACGUAUAUUUCUUAUUUCUGUGGCUUUGCCUAAUUCUAACUUAUUUUUAAAACUGUAUUAGUAAAAAUAAAUAAAUUAAGGGCUAUACGCACUUUGUUUUACAUAGAUGCUGGUCUAGUUUGUAAAACGUAAUGAUGCUGAUUUUACCCGUGUCGAUUACCCAACUAAAUCUUGAUUUUGGUACGAAUAUCAAUGGAUUACUCUUCUACAAUGAAUAAACAAAAAUCCUCAAAAUAUUCAAAGUAUUCUGGAUCGAUAAUUUUUUCAAAACCAUCAUUAAUUGAACCUUUUUAAAAAUUAUAUUGUUAUGGUUGUCUCCAUACAAACAUAUGGGCCUAUUUAUGUUGCUUUUAAAUAGACCAAAUAUCUAGCUUUUAGCUUUGAGCUUAUGUAGGCCUAUAUAAUAUUACAUUUUAUUAAAUCCUGCGCAAAACUUUCGCCCAAUAGUUUUACUAAGCCCUCCCUAUACUACGUAUAUUUUUAUCACUUUAAUUUACCAUUUCUUCUUUUUAAAAUUCAGCCCAUACGUAGGGUUACCCACAACAAAACAUUUACUGUAAACUUUAUUACACACAAAGCUUGUCAUUUGAAUGUACUUAAAGACAUUAUCAGACAGGGCCGGAUUUAAGGGAAGGCAGGCGGGGCUAUUGCCCAGGGACCUCCACAAGAUAAGGGGCCUCCACAAGGUAAGGGGCCUCCACAAGAUAAGGGGCCUCCACAAGGAGAUUUUUAAAAUAUCCGAAUUUCGACUGGUUAGUAACUUUUUAAAUUUUUUUUUUAAUAUUAUAUUUCGCAUUUUUUCCCCACAAAUCUUACGGUGUCAACUAACAGUUCUGGAUUUACGGCAGUUUUUCUACCCAGAGACUUACCCUCCGUAAAUUAAAAAACAAAAUACAUUCUUUGAACUAAUAUAUGCAUUUAAAAAAAGAAAACGAGGUUAAGUUUACAAGUACUCAAUUUUGUUCUUCUAAAAUAUGUCAUGUCUUAAGAUGUAAGUAUUAUCAUUAUUAAUAAGUGGAUUUUUUUUAAGGUUUUUGGAAACGGGGGGUGGGGGUGGGGGGUCCUCAAAAUCCUUUUACGGGCUCUCCACUUAGAUCCGGCCCUGUUAUUAGGCUAUAUAUAUUUAGGCCCUAUAUCUGUUUUAUAAAAUGUAUGCAUAGUUGCAUACUGUUAUGUAAAAGUUGAGCAAGUUUAUUAAAGAAGUUUUGAGAGAA